GUGAGUUGCAGACGGACAUAGUUCGCCGAAGAAAUUAUAUAAGCGUGCUGUCUACUUUAUUUCAUAUUAUGGCGCCGACGGACGGCUACUGGGGGAAAGUGACAUCAACUAUUGACUGGUGUGAAGAAAACUACGUUGUCAAUAGAUAUGUUGCUGAAUUUUGGAACACAAUCUCAAACAGCAUCAUGAUAUUUGCUCCAAUGUUUUCUGUUUACUUGGCUGUCAAGCAGAAUCUUGAAAAGCCUGUGAUCUGGUCCAACAUGAGUGUCAUUGUGGUUGGUGUUGGCUCGUGGGCCUUCCAUAUGACACUCCAAUAUAGUAUGCAACUUCUUGAUGAACUUCCAAUGAUCUGGGGAUCAGCAUUUCUAAUCUAUGGAAUUCUAAUGAUUGAAUCAAAAGAAGGCGAGAUAAACAAGCAGUUGCUAGCCUUUUUGUUCUGCUAUGCGGCUGUUGUGACUGCUGUCUACCUUAUAAAUAAAAAUCCAGUCUUUCAUGAGAUUGCAUACGGUCUUAUGGUAGCAACCAUGUUUUUUGCAUCUAUACGAAUACUGCUGAAGUAUAAGGUGAACUCACUUCUUUACCUGGUGUCUUCUGGGACAUACCUAUCCGGCUUUCUGUUGUGGAAUGUAGACAAUAUUUUUUGUCAUCAGUUGAGAUCUUUGAGGCGUGAGCAACUCCAUAGUGCAGCCACACCUUUGUUUGAAUGUCAUGCUUGGUGGCACAUUUUGGCUGGAACAGGCACCUACCUAUCUCUUGUCUUUGUAGCUCACACACGUUACUUUAUUCUGGGGAGAUCCCCGCAAUUGAAGUUUCUGUUUGGGUUCUGGCCUUAUGUGAGUGUACCACCAGCCAGCAAGAAGCUUAAACAAUGAGGAAGAUUUCUGCCUUAGGGAUGAGUCAUCAUAAUCUUUGUAUUGGCUGAACAAGUGUUGUCACUUAGGGCAAAAACCUGUGCUCUUUUUUAUUUUGUAUCUGCAUUAUGGAAAUAUGGACUGAGUAGUUUACUCAUUGUUGCAGGGGCAUUGAUUAUCAAAUUAUCAAAAUUGUAGAAACAUUUGAGUGCAUUUCUGGAAACUUACAGAACAAGUUUUUUUUAUUACUUGAAAUCCCGUGUGAAACUGUUACUUCUCUUUACCCCAAAAUAUUAAUAUUUAUCAAGACUAUUAGAAAUAUGCUCACAAAUAAUUGACCAGAAAUCAUCACUCGUGAGCUGUAUUCUUUGGGAAAUAUGUUCAGAUUUUCCAAACAAAGGGUAUUUUUUCAUUAUUGUAAAAGAAUUACUUAAACUAGAUGGUAAAAUAUAUGACUUUCUAUGAAUGUUUUCAAGGCCUGGAACAUUAAUAUAAGGCUACUUAAAAUCUCAGUUUUAGAGACCCAGGUAUUGAAUGCAUGACAUUUUUUGGAGGAAUCUAAUAUCACCUUAUUGGGUGCUGGAUAAAUGCUCCAUUUUAUAUAUGGUGUUGUGUUGAUGUACAUGAAUGUAUUCAUAUGUGCAGUGGAGAUAACAUCACAUAUCAAAAAUAAUGUGAUAGCCAAGCCAGAGCAAUCAGAUAUAUGACUUGUUGAUGAGAUAUCUUUGCCUAGUAUAUUUUAUCUUGUGAUAUGCAUAAGAGUUGACAGCAGAAGGAUCUACAGUGUGGAAGACAUGUCUGAGGUAUGUUGGAAAUAGCAUUUAUAAUAUUGUGAGGAUGUGGUCCAAUAUUGAUCAUGAUGAGCAAACACGUUAUGAAAGAAUGCUUGGAAAUGGUUGUAUGUAGUUCUGUUGAUGGGAGUCAACAAGCCUUAUUUUGUAAUCAAGCUAAGUGAAUGACAAAUGAAUUGUUUUAUUUCUCUAGAGAUCAUUGGGUUGUCCAUUUCAUUGAUUUGUAUUACUGAUUGAACUUCCUGAAUGGAGAGGGGAUCAAUAGUUCUUUAAGUGAUAAAAACACAUGGAUUGUUAUACGUGUUUUGUCCACUUAGCUAGCAGAUAGGGAAGAAUUUGUUAUGUUGCUUAGAGCCUUUUAUUAGGAAGCCUUAUCUUCUGUGCAGAUAUUUGAAGACUAGACCUAUUUUGAACUGUGACUCAUAACUAGAUUGAUGUGAUGCAUUAAAUGUAUUGAAGUGAUUACUAGAAUAAAAAUGUUUUGUACUUAAGAGAAAUUUACUUGUGCUUAAAAUAAGCAAUAUGGCAGUAUAAACUUUUUUUAAAACUGUCAAAGAUUUCAGCAUAUUUACCAUAUGCAUGCAUUUGAUCUUUAGCACAUUGAGAGGGAGGUACAUUCAGCAAAGGUUGGAUAGCAGGAAAACAUUAGUGAUUUUUUUUUUC
This is a messenger RNA of Pomacea canaliculata, 2305 nucleotides long. Its product is annotated as alkaline ceramidase 3-like. The transcript has 11 exons. NCBI's taxonomy places the organism in Eukaryota, Metazoa, Mollusca, Gastropoda, Architaenioglossa, Ampullariidae. The coding region runs from base 69 to 872 and encodes 267 amino acids. Gene Ontology annotation, biological process: phytosphingosine biosynthetic process; ceramide metabolic process. Gene Ontology annotation, cellular component: endoplasmic reticulum membrane. The record is from RefSeq and is a predicted model, not a curated record.